AUGGCGCGCUCUCGAGCUGCGUCAAGUGCUGAUGCACCAAAGGAGCCCCAUGGGGUGUCCCUGAAAGUAUUACGGCUCUCCCGACCGUCAUUGUCUUAUCAAACCCCUCUCCCCGGAGCAAAUACAAAGAUAUCCGCAAAGGCCUCACUGAGCUACCCUUCUGCCGAUUCCGAUGACCAGUUCAUAAUCACGCCUAUCCUUACCCUCCCUCCAGCAUUUGGCUCGGUCUACGUCGGAGAAACCUUUGCUUGUACCCUUAGCGCAAAUAAUGAAAUCGGUGGUGAUGAAACCGGGCGGGUCGUGACAUCUGUGCGCAUUGUGGCGGAGAUGCAAACACCAUCAUCCGUAGCACCUCUGGACCUUGAGCCAUCGGAUGAUUCGGCGCACUCCGAUGGGCUACAAAUCGGCGAGUCAUUGCAGAAAAUUGUUCGCUAUGAUCUGAAAGAAGAAGGAAACCAUAUUCUUGCAGUCAGUGUGAGCUAUUCAGAGACCAGGAUCGGCCAGGAUUCACAGGCUGCCAGUGGUCGAGUCCGGACCUUUCGCAAACUGUACCAAUUUGUUGCGCAGCCAUGCCUUAGCGUUCGGACCAAGGCAUCGGAGUUACCGCCAUUGGAGGUGAACAAUAAGUCGCUUGGUCCAUAUGGGAAAACACGUUUAGUCCGCUUUGCCUUGGAGGCACAACUGGAAAAUGUGGGGGAUGGAGCUGUGGUGAUCAAGCAAACCCGGUUAAACCCUAAGCCACCAUUCAAAUCUCAAUCGCUAAACUGGGAUGCUCUGGACGAAUCUUCGGUACCUCCGACAUUAAACCCGCGCGACGUGUUGCAGAUUGCAUUUUUGGUGGAGCAGGAAGAAGGCUGUCAGGAAGGCCUCGAAGCGCUUCAUAAGGAUUUAAGGCGAGACGGGCGUGCCAUUCUGGGCCAGUUGUCAAUUGAAUGGCGCGGCGCCAUGGGGGACAAGGGUUUCCUGACCACCGGCAACCUUAUGAGCCGGAAACGCACAUGA
Penicillium odoratum is the source of this 1002-nucleotide messenger RNA. RefSeq names its product trafficking protein particle complex subunit 13. Gene Ontology annotation, cellular component: TRAPPIII protein complex. Lineage: Eukaryota; Fungi; Ascomycota; Eurotiomycetes; Eurotiales; Aspergillaceae. The coding region runs from base 1 to 1002 and encodes 333 amino acids. The transcript has 5 exons. The record is from RefSeq and is a predicted model, not a curated record.